CACAGUUAUGCUUAAGCUAUUCCAUCCGAUCCUGAAGUGGGUUUGCCUCUGCUGCGUAGCCGCAGUUCUAAUCCUCAGUCUGAGCAGCCAGACUGCAGACACCCAAUAUCAGAGAUUCAACAAGGCAGCCAAGGUGUCCGGACUUGCUUCCUCCUCCGAAUCACUUGACGAGGAACCAGUUGGUUCCACAACUGAUUGUCUUCCAGAAACCGAUGAAGUCCGGCCUUCCUUCUUCGUGGAGAGCGCCAGGUGCAAGAUUCCGUACGUGGACCCCUUCGAGGCCGAAGCCAUGGCCAUAUUCGAGCCCCAGCAGUUCGAGACCUGCUCCAACGAGUCGGCGCUGGUGACCCCGAUCUAUGAUGUCAGCAGGCAGCGGUACCUCUUGGUUAUCAACGAGACGCUGGCCUCCGAAAAGCUGAACGACAGCGAGGCGGAGUUCAACUGUUAUUACCAGGAGAUAAGGCGCGAUCGGCAGCACGACAGCUAUAAAAAAAUGGAACGAAAGUACUUCUCGCAGAGCUACGAGGUGCCGUUGCACGUUCGUGGCCUAAUGGUGGCCUGCCACCGUCUGGGGAACGAGUCGGAUGUCCUGCAGGCCGACGCCUACAGCCUCGUCCAGUACCUCUCUCCUCCACCCCCAGGACUCUCCCUGGAGCCGGCCAAGCGGAAGCCCAGUGUGAUCAUGUUCGGCAUCGACAGCCUGUCGCGGAUCAACCUGCGGCGCACCAUGCCGCGGGUGAGCCGCUUCCUCGCGGGCAGCGGUUGGUACGAGCUGCAGGGCUACAACAAGAUCGGCGACAACACCUUCCCCAACCUGAUGGCCAUCCUGACGGGCUACAGCAAGGAGUCGGCCCAGAAGAAGGUGUGCGACUGGCAGAAGAAGGGCUGCCUGGACAAGAUGCCCCUCCUGUGGAAGGACUUCCGCAACGCCAGCUACCUGACCGCCUUCGCAGAGGACGAGCCGCACAUCGAAACCUUCAACUACAUGCGUCCCGGCUUCGUGGAGCAGCCCACCGACUUCUACCUGCGGCCCCACCUGAAGGCCUUCGAGUCUGGCAUGGACACCUGGAAGUGCCGCAACUGCUCGUCGAAGUACUGCAUCGGGCGGCGGAUCACGAGCAGCUACGUCUACGACCUGGCCAGGGACUUCGCCCGGCGUUUCGUGGACGAGCGGCCCGUGUGGGGACUCUUCUGGUCGAACAGCUUCAGCCACGACAGCUUUCAGAUGCCCUCCAAGAUGGACGACUACGUGCUGCAGUACCUGCUCGACUUCGAGGCGGACGGCGUGCUCGAGCAGAGCAUCGUUGUGUUCCUGUCGGACCACGGCUCCCGCUUCGGGCGCCUCACGGCCCUGUCCAGUGGGUUCCUGGAGGAGCGUCUGCCGGCGAUGUUCCUCUACCUGCCGCCCUGGUUCCGGGACCAGUACCCGGACUACGCCCGCGCCCUCCAGCUGAACCGCAACCGGCUGACCUCCAACUACGACCUGCACAACACCCUGAAGCACAUCAUCGAGCUGGGCGGCACUCCGGACGGGGCGGCUCUUCCCCGGGCGGCCGACUGCCCCAAGUGCCAGUCCCUGUUCCUCCCGGUCGACGAGUCGAGGAGCUGCGAGGACGCCGGCAUUCCGGUGCACUUCUGCACCUGCGUGCCCUUCAAGCGGCUCCGGACGCAGUGGGCCAGGCGGAUCGCCCCCCUGGUGGUGCGGCGGAUCAACGAGUAUCUGGCCGGCAGGAACCUCAGCAACAUCUGCGCGGAACUCACCCUGAAGUACAUCCACGAGACGGAGAUACAGAUUGGGCUGGACCAGAGCUUCGACGACGUUCCUGUCGCCGAGGUGGCCACCUAUCGCACCAUGUUCAAGGUGCACCAGAACACAGCCGACUUCCGGGCCACCGUGGUGUUCAACAAUCUCACGGAGUCCGUGGAGGUCCAGGUGCCCACCAUAAGCCGGCUCGACCGGUACGAAAAGGUUUCGACUUGCGUCGACGACAAGACCGACAAGUUGUACUGCCUUUGCAAACGAGAUCUCAAAGAUGAGCACAGCCGGUAACGGAAACUGAGUUGAGCACUCCUACAUAUCAUUUGGUGGUACUCAUUAAAUGAUUGCCAUCUUAUCUUACCCUCUAAUGAUCUGCGUUUUUGGCAGUGAUAACACCAGGUACAUUUAUGCCACGCGUGUGCCAUAAAACCUGUUCUUAGAUAACACUCCCAUUUAUUGAGUGGCCUUUUGAAAUAAUUAAUGUAUAAUUACAUUGGCGAUAACCUUUCACCUACAUUAAA
Messenger RNA from Drosophila ficusphila, 2280 nucleotides. RefSeq lists its product as uncharacterized. NCBI's taxonomy places the organism in Eukaryota, Metazoa, Arthropoda, Insecta, Diptera, Drosophilidae. The transcript is spliced from 3 exons. The record is from RefSeq and is a predicted model, not a curated record. Bases 8 to 2050 code for a protein of 680 amino acids.